CAGUUGGUAGACAAGUUGUUGAGCAGGAACAAUCUGUCCUCUACAGCUCUAACCCUUUACCAUCUACUGUUGAGAUGUGAUCCAACGGACGCAGUGCAGCAUCAUCCCUUCUUUUUUUUUUGCAGGCUUCAGCAUAUCUAGACAUAAGAACACACCAGGCUCACCUCUGCUUCAUUAUAUCCUCCUUCCUUCCUUUGUUGCUCAUCCGCAAAAUUCAGGAUUGAAAGAUGGCUAUAUUGGUGAUCACGGCAAACCUGCAAUGCUGCCGCUGCAGAGCCAAGAUCACCAAGGUCCUGGACUGCCUCAAAGAGGAGUUUUGCAUCGAGAAGGUGGAGUUCGAGGACAAGAACAACAAGGUGGUGGUGCGCGGGAAGUUCGACGCCGAAAAGCUCCGCAAGGUGGUCUGGUGUAAGGCCGGCAAGUUCGUCAUGGAGAUCGCCAUCGUUGUGGUCUGGCCUAAGCCUGAUCCUUGCAAGACUGAGCCUUGCAAGCAUGAGCAUGAUCCUUGCAAGCAUGAGCCUUGCAAGCAUGAGCAUGAUCCGCAGCCGCCGCCGCCCAAAACAGAGUACAGGCUUCUGCCGUACCCGUACCCGUACCCAUUGUCGUACCCAGUGAUGUGCCAGAGCUGGCCGUGGCAGUGCCCGCCUCAGCAGCAGUGCCACUGCUGCACCGAGCUGUCGCCUCCACCUCCACCACCACUGCUGCCGCCGCCGUGCAAGUGCUCACCGCAUGACCAUGACCACGAGCACGAGGGGUGCGAGUGCGUCUGCAAGCCUCUACCGGCGCCGCCAUGCAACAGCAGCUGCGGCGCCACGCUGCCGGUCUGGCCACCGCAGCCGCCUGUCUGGCCACCGCAGUGGGGCGGGUGCAAUAUUGUCACCGAGGAGAACCCGUGAUCCAUCAUGUGAUCGAUGAUUACUUACUCUUGCUGCGGCUGCAUUAAGUACUUUGCUCUGGUGUGUUUCCUUGGUUAAUGGACCUCAGAAAUCGGAAUAAUCGUCAGGGGUGUGUUCGGGAUGUGUGCGUCUUUUCUUGUACUCCUACUACUUUUUAAAAAAAAAAAAUGUAAUUUCUGUUAUCUUU
Messenger RNA from Phragmites australis (common reed), 1083 nucleotides. Its product is annotated as protein PYRICULARIA ORYZAE RESISTANCE 21-like. The transcript has 3 exons. The record is from RefSeq and is a predicted model, not a curated record. Gene Ontology annotation, biological process: regulation of defense response to fungus. NCBI's taxonomy places the organism in Eukaryota, Viridiplantae, Streptophyta, Magnoliopsida, Poales, Poaceae. The coding region runs from base 228 to 896 and encodes 222 amino acids.